This is a messenger RNA of Phlebotomus papatasi, 1393 nucleotides long. RefSeq names its product E3 ubiquitin-protein ligase TRAIP (gene nopo). The record is from RefSeq and is a predicted model, not a curated record. Lineage: Eukaryota; Metazoa; Arthropoda; Insecta; Diptera; Psychodidae. The transcript has 3 exons. The coding region runs from base 124 to 1116 and encodes 330 amino acids.
UGUGGUAUCUUCAGGGUGGUAAAAUAAGUUGGGUUGGGACUGUUUGGGAAUGUUCUUUGUUUUGAAUUCUACGAUAAAGUUGCAAAUUGUGAAUCUUCCAUUUAUUUACUCAAAUAUCCUACUAUGAAUAUAAUUUGCCCAAUAUGUACUGAAUCUGUGCUACCUAAUGAAGAUCUCUGUGCCAAUUCCUGUGGUCAUAUCUUUCACUAUCCCUGCAUUCGACAGUGGAUUGAGAGGUCCAAAACCUGCCCUCAGUGUCGAAAACUAUGCUCUGAGAAGCAUCUGAACAGGAUCUACUUUACUGUGUCCUCGGCCCAGAGCACAGAACAGGAUGUAGUUAACCUGGAGAGAAAACUCGAAAUCCUCAAUCAGAACUACCAAGAGAAGCUCAAGCAUUUCGAUGAGCUUCAGGAAGAGGCCAAGAAACUAAGGAACGAGAAGAAAAAAUCUGCAAAGACCAUUAUUGCCAUGGAAGAAAAACUCAACAGCAAGGACUUUGCACUGAAAUCUUCAACAAACCAGUUAAGGAAAAUUAAAGAUGAACUCUUGGAGUACCAGGAUGCCAAAAAGGAGCUGGAUGCUCUGAAGAAUCAACUAGAGCAGGUUCAAGCCAUUGAGAUUAUGUUGACUUCCAAUCAGACGGAUGUUCAGGAAUUGCUGGGAAAGCAUCCGAGUUCAGAGACUCUUGCCUACAUGAUCUCCAAUCUCAAAAGGGAUUUAGUUAAGAGCGAAGCAUCCAGGAAGGAACUGAGAACUAUUCUCACAAAGACCAAAAAUUCUUUCAAGGAAGAGACACAACUGCGCGAGCAACUGCAGGAUCAAUUGGGAAUCAUGGAGAGUGAGAAAUUUGAGCUCCAGCGACAGCUCCGGAAGCGACAGAGAGACGAAGAUGGAGAUGAAGAGGACAAAAAUGCCGAAAAGAGAAAAUCCACUGACACUUCUGCAACAAUUUCAUCUCCAGAAUCUCCUGGACAGCCAGAUACCGACUCUCCCUACUUGAGGAUUCAAUCGAGUGCCAUUGGAUUAACGCCACUUCUCAAGAAGCCCAGCCUCGAUAAACCUAACUUAAUCAACUUACAUCCCGACUUCAAAAAAGUGAGCCUGCUAAUAUCCUGACAAAAACAUCCUUCCUAACCUUCAAACCUUUCUUGCAGUUAACAAUCUUCCAGAAGUACCGUCCAGAACCGCAGGAAAAAAGAAAUAUACCAAAUGGAACUUACGUAUCAGAUGGCAUGGGAGGCGUUGAGAAAAAAGAAAAUUUUCCAGGUUUCCCGUCGCGCAACAAUGGCACACUAAAUUUCCAGUCAAUUAAAAAUCGUCUCAAAAGCGGGAAAUUGAAGAAUCCCGCGAAGCAUUGAUCCGAAAUACAUUUUUUUCAUCCAUUUUUUUCACA